UGGUCUACAUCUACAUCUACAUCAAAGCGCCGGUUGUAAAUUGUAUCAUCAUAAUACGCACCACGAGCAGCAUCGCCAGGUAGGCGCUGGAUAGCGAUAACAACGUCGGUUCUAGUUGUUUACAUGCGAGAGUUUGACGACCCAGAGGACGGUCUCCGUCCACGUAGGGACGCACGUAGAGGCUCCUUUUAUUGAAGAAAAUUUAUUGCAAUCCACAACUAUGAAGAGAGUGAUCAUUUUCCUUAAUGGCACUGAUGUCAACGGCAAGGUGUUUGUGGUGACUCAUUCAUUAGACGAAUUGUUGUUAGCGGCCGGUGCGAAAUUCGAGAUAACUGCAAAGAGGAUCUUCACACCACAGGGUGGCGAGGUUGACGAUAUCAAGUUAAUUAGAGAUGAUGAUAUUUUGUACGUCUCAAGUGGAGAGGAUUAUAUACAAAAAGAUAAGAUACAUAGUAACAAAUUAAAUAAAAAUUCAGAAUGGAUUACGCUGAACGUUGGGGGAAAAUAUUUUACCACAACUAGGGAUACCUUAACGAAAAAGGAGCCUAUAAGCAUGUUAGCAAGAAUGUUUACGGAGAGCACGGACACUGAGAAUGCGAUACAGCCGAGUAAACAAGAUCACCUUGGAGCGUAUCUGAUCGACAGGAGUCCUCUGUAUUUCGAGCCGCUAUUAAAUUAUCUAAGGCACGGCGAAGUAAUACUUGAUUCCAAUGUGAAUGUAGCUGGGGUGUUGGCGGAGGCUCAUUUCUAUGGCAUCGAAGGCGCCAUACGAAUUCUCUCAGCGAUUGUGGAGAAGGAGGAACUGCAGAAAGAGGGUCUUAAAUCGUUGACCCGCAAUGAUGUACUUAAAGCAAUCAUGUCAACGCCGACCAAUGCAGAGCUCAGGUUCCAGGGAGUCGACUUUGUCAAAGCCGAUCUUUCCAAGCUAGAUCUCAGGAACAUCAAUUUCAAGUACGCUAUUAUGCACCACUGCAGUCUGGCAGGUGCCAAUUUGUCUGGAUGCUGCUUCGAGCGGGCCGAUUUGUCCCACGCGAAUCUGCAGGGCGCACAAUUAAUGUGCGUCAAAAUGUCGUGCGCAAACCUAGCCGCGGCGAAUUUACGUUCGUGCAACUUCGAGGAUCCCGGCGGUUUGCCCGCGAACAUGGAAGGCGUGAAUCUGAAAGGCGCCAACCUCGAGGGCAGUAAUAUGGCGUCUGUUAAUCUGCGCGUGGCGACGUUAAAAAAUGCCGUCCUGAGAAAUUGCGUCCUGAGGUCUGCUGUUUUGGCCGGUGCGGACCUAGAGGUGCUGUUUGUUCAUCACGCAUCGUUGUUUCAACAUAAUGCUGUGAUUUAUCUGGCUCCGAUCUGCAGGAUGCAAAUCUUCGUGGCGCCAAUCUGAAGGACGCCGCCUUCGAGUUAAUGCUAACACCGUUACACAUGUCCCAAACGAUACGAUAACAAUGAAAGUCACACUGCGCACGUUGUUGCUGCAGCUGGAAUUCUACAGGAAUGAUAGUAUUUCAUAUGAUUUAUAUAAAUUUCGGUAAUGGACUAGGAGCAACCAAGUGGCUAACGUUAUAAUACUGAAUUCUUUUAUCUUUCUCUCUUUCUUUCAUAGACAACACAGAAACUGUUGCUUUUUGACGAAAUUUUAGGUGGAUAUAAUAGAUUUGUUCUUUGUAGCUAUCAAAUUUAUGCUAUCAUUGUGCUGUUGUAACGCCUGUCAUGUCUAUAGUGCUUAUCGGCGUGGCGCGAAGAAGCAAACGUACUAAGCUGAUUCUAUUGAUCGUUCAUUGAUGUGUCGUACAACGGAUACAUUUAUCGAAUCGGUCGGCAACAAAAAUCAUGGCCGAUUGUUCCGUCAUAUCACGUAAACGUUAAUGACAUCAGGAUCGCGAUGUUUAAGGGGUUACAUACCUCCAGAAUUUUCAAACAAUCGAUUUUUUUGUAUUACUGAUUUUCAUUCUUUAUACUUUUAAAAAUAUAAUAAAAAAAGAAUUAGUGAAAAAUUCCAAUCCGUAACGAAGAUAUAACAAUAAAUAUGACCGCGCGUCAGGAGGCGGGCCGCGGCGCAGGCUACCGCAAAUAAGCUCGAACAGCCCACAGAUUACAGAAAACUGUACAAAAUAUAAAAAUUAUCGAGAAAGAAGGCACGCAAUAUGAAAUUGGAAUGGGAGAUUAAGCUCACUACAAAAAUUAAUAUUUACACGAUUUUUACUUCUCAAACUUUAAACGCGUUUUUCUCGAAACCAGUUUUUUUGACACGGUCGGCACGAUAACUCGAAUAGUUUUCAAUAUUUAAAAAAAUUUUUUGUUCUCAAAUCUUCGUAAUCGUUUUGUCUAUAGUCUGUCGAGCCAUUUUUUUGCAAUUUUGUUUAAUACAAUGUUUAUAAACAAUUAAAGACCGAAAUUUUUCAUGAAAACAUGAAGUUCAAUUUUGACUGGCAUAAAUUAUUUAUUUUUUUGAAAUUAAAAAAUCUGGCUCGACAGACUAUAACUACAACAUUACUUUACAAGAAAUUUCUUGCAUUUGUCAGAUCCAUCAAUGUUACAAGAAGAUAUCAUGCCGACUCUGAGGGGACAUUUUUUUAGCAGCGGUCCAAUUAAUGCCACAAAACUUCAUUUUAUUAAUAUUCAAAAAUUUAUUACUAAUUAUUUUUUUACACUUAAAGGACCAGUAAAUCAUAUGCAAUUCAUAUUUUACUUUAUUAUUUCAGAUAUACCCCCUAAAAAAAUGCCCCAAACAUAUCAAUUUUUCGCCGCUAUGGAGGUAUGUAACCCCUUAAAUUCGGACUCGAUUAUCAGAAGUGCAUGAAAAUAAAGCCACCGAAUUAAUUAAUUUAUAACGAAUAAUAAUUGUUUACAUGUGAUAAUGUUUUUCUCGCUAUUGCGUUACUUAUAAUUGCGUCCAUUCUCUCUCUCUCGCGGGGAGCAAUUGACGUGUGAAGCGUGACGAUGCUUUCAAUUUGCCUUAUCUCGAUUUUGUUGUACAUUAAUUAAGUUUACGCUAGAUUUAGGGAGUCCAUUUCAAUAUUUUAAUCGCGAACAAUUUUUGUGAUAUACAUACGAUAGUUGAUUUGCGUAUAAAUAAAUAAUGCUGUAAAUAAUAGUAAAAUAUGUUAGAGGUAUUAUAGGAAAAGUUUCGAUGUUUAGAUGAUAAUAAAUUGUAGCAGUUCCGUGACUAGCGCACAAAUCGAGACAUUUCGCUUCUCGUGCGAUUUCUAAAGUGGCGCCAUGUAUUUAAUUUUUUACCGUAACUUAUAUGUAGCGCGUAGGUAGGCGACAAUAAUUUAAAUAAAUAUAUGUUUAUACCUGUGAAGUUAC
Molecule: messenger RNA, 3303 nt
Organism: Ooceraea biroi (clonal raider ant)
Lineage: Eukaryota; Metazoa; Arthropoda; Insecta; Hymenoptera; Formicidae
Product: BTB/POZ domain-containing protein KCTD9
Biological process (GO): protein homooligomerization; intracellular signal transduction
Molecular function (GO): protein binding
Source: RefSeq, a predicted model, not a curated record